This is a messenger RNA of Rotaria socialis, 3015 nucleotides long. NCBI's taxonomy places the organism in Eukaryota, Metazoa, Rotifera, Eurotatoria, Philodinida, Philodinidae. The record is from the annotation of a GenBank genome assembly.
AUGACAACCUAUGCACCUAUUCAACCUCGUCCAAUUUUAAGCAAGCCAUUAACAGCAAACAGUGUUCAAUCUUCAUCGAUUUUUCUUGUACCAUCAUCAACAUUAACAAAUACAAAUUUUUAUCAAACAAACACAGAUUUCAACGUCAACAAUGCCUCUCAAAUAUCUUCGUUGCCUUCGACAUCAUUAUCUCCUUAUGAAGAAUUUCUUAAACGACUCCGUGAAUUUCAUCGAGGUCGUCAAACACCACUUCGUUCUUUGCCAACAAUAGCUGGCCAAAUAGUUGAUUUACAUUUAUUAUAUAAUACAGUCGUUGGUCAUGGUGGUUGGGAUAAAGUCAACGAUCGACAUUUAUGGUCCACUGUUGCCAGUCAGUUUUCUAUUGAUGAGUCGUGUCUUAAUGGUACACAAGCUUUAAAAAAUAUUUAUAUUCGAUAUUUAUAUGCUUUUGAAAAAAUAAGUAAUGGAGAAAAUAUCGAUUCACGCGAUGAUGAAAAUGAAGAUUCAAAACGGCGUACAGUUUCUCAUUUACAACGUGUACCACAAUCGUAUAAUGUUACUCAACAUAUUGUUUCUGAUGCACUACGUAUUCAAAAUGGUCUUUUCAAUGAUUUUGUCCAUCGAAAUGAAUAUGAAAAAUUAGAAUUAGCAUUAUUAUGUGGUUUUCCAAAUGAAUUAACAUUUACAUUAAAUACUUUGUUACUUCUUUCAUCGUCAUCCAAUCAUACAAAAUCAUUUCAUUUAUACAAAUGUCCACGUGUAUUAGAUUUACUUUUUCGACAUAUUGGACUAUUUUUACCGUCGGAUACAUUGAUUCAGGAUCAUUAUUUAAAAACCUUAUAUGAAGAUCUUUGGUCAAAACAUUUAAAUUAUCAUAUGGGUUCAUUUUGGAUUGAGUCAUGUUCACCGAAAAUUCUUAAAUUACUCUUAAAUAUCGAUAUUGACAAUCAGAAAGCCAAUCCUUACCAAAAUUUUAAUUUUAAUUCAACAGAAAACCAACGUGAACAAGAAUUUCGUAUUGAACAAAUAUUAAUGAUAAUACGCAAUCUUUCAUUUGAUCGUUUAAAUGCGUUAUAUUUACUUGAUACAAUACAAUCAACCGUAUCAAUAACCUAUAUAUUUUUAUUAUUGAUUUCCUAUUGCGAUAGUAAAAUUGAAUUACAAAAAUAUGCUCAUGAUAUUUGGACAAAUCUAGCUAUAUAUAUGCAUUUACGUACAAUAAGUAGUGACGAAGGUUUAUUAUUUCGACAAUUAUUAAAUUCUAUGUUAAAUGGCGAUGAUGAUCAACAACAACAAGAAGAUCGAUUAAAAAUAAUUCGAGCAUUAGAAAUUAUUACUAAUUUAGCUCGAGCUGGAAAUGACAAUGGAAUUUAUUUAGUUGAUUAUAUUGAUACUAUUGUUAAAAGUCUUAUACAUAUACCUGAUAUACUAAUCUUAGUACAUUGUUUAGAAUGUUUAUAUCAAUUAUCAGAAUCAGGCGAACAAUUAUGUGAUGCAAUACUGAAAGUACAAUCAUCUACAUCAAUAAUCACAACAUUAAUUGAUUUAUUAACAAUCGAAGCACGAAGUUUUUCGUCGGACACAAUAAAAACUAUAAAACUGAUAGAAAUGUCUUCAGGUCCAGCAUUACUUCCAUCGUAUCAUCAACCACCAAUAGCACCACAAUCAAUUGUUGUUUUAUCUUCGAAUCAAGCACAACAACAAGCACAACAUCAUCAAAUAUAUCCAAUUGAAAAUUAUGAUAUGAAUAAAAAUAAUGCCCGAAUUCUUAUUCAACAAAAUUCAAAGCCAAUAACAUUAAGUGGUCUUCUUUCAUCAGGGAAUCUUUUAUCCGUUGCCGCGACAACAUCAACACAAAAUCCAUCAGUUAUUAUGCCAAAAAAUACAAAUAUUCACAUAAAUGAUAAAAAACGAAAAUAUGAUUGUAUUACAGAAUCAAUGACGACUUCUAUUAAUGACAUUUUAUCUUCAUCAAAAAUUUCUCGUCCAGCUUCGAUUCUAUCAAAACCUCCUACGAAUGAAGUCUCGAGCUGUGAUGAAGUCAAUCAUACAGCUAAUAGUAUUCAAUUGACAAUGACUGAUAUACUCGAUCAUUGUUCAUCUCUAUCGUAUGAUAGUGACAUUGUUUUAUGUUUAAAUGAUUUAUGUCAACGUGUUGUGUCCAUGGUUGACCCGUUGGCAUCAGAUGUUAGCAAUCCAAUGUUAUCACCGAGAUUCAAACGUAAAAUAGAAACAUCGAUAACCAAAGAAAUCAGUCAUAUUGAUGAACAAUUACAAAUCAAAAGUUCUGAUCAAAUAACAAAACAAAAAUCGUCGAUAGAUAAUUUAUCAUGUGGAAUUAUUGUCACAGAGAAAAAAGGAGAACCAAUAGAAAAAGAAUUAUCUGAUGGUAAAUUACAGAUUUCAACAUCGAAUGUUAUAACAACAACAGGAACAUCUGAUUAUUUUUGUGAUUGGGAUAAUUGUAGAGCAUCUUUUGCUACGGCACGAGCAGUUUUUCAUCAUACUUGUUCAGUUCAUGUUAAACAUUCAUCUGAUUAUGUAUGUUUAUGGAAUGGGUGUGAUCGAUUAAAACGACAAAAAUGGGCCUUGAUCAAUCAUAUUCAAGAACGUCAUUGUUCAGAAGUUGCAUUUCGACAAGCAAAACUUAAAUUGACAAAUCCUGCACUCUCCACAACUGUUAAUACAAGUACAACAUCAUCAACUAUAAUCAAUAAUAGUAAUCGUAUAUUGACAUCUGGAUCAGUUGGAUAUACAUCUGAUGCUGCUUGGUUUGCCAUUCGACGCUAUAUGCAAGCAAAUUCAUUUGAUGACCAAUUAAACAAAAAUAAGGAAGGUCCAUUAACAAAAAGUAUUCGUUUAACAGCUGCACUUAUUUUACGUAAUAUUGCUCGGCAUUCGUCGAUUGGAAAACAAAAUCUUCGUCAAUAUGAACAAAUUCUUGCUAAUUUAGCUCUUGAAUCGUCUGAAGCAUCGCAUACACUUAGUUCAUGUCUAUUUGAACUUUGCAAUUAA